UUUCUUACUAUUUAUAGCUAGAGACUCUCACAUAAUUGAACCCAUACACAUGUUUUUUGUUCUGCUCAUCCUGUUAGAUCAACUCCAUUGAUAGUUGUCCAAAAAAAAAAGUAUGUAAAAAUGUAUAUAUAUAAGUGUAUGUAACUGCGGGGUUCUAAUAUUUACGGAAAACAUAAUUCAAAAUAUAUUGUUUUGGAUUACGUUUCCGUAAAACUUAAAACUCCGCAAUUACACACUUAUGUAAUAUAUACAUACAUAUAAAUGUACUUUUAGAUAUCCUAGACUAGAAACCCUUAAUGGGGUUGCUCUUACUCUAACUACACAAGUGAAACGAGAAUUAAGAUAGAGAGUACUCCAAGACGAUUACUGAAUGUCAUAAUAUGAGAUCUGUUACCUACAAAAAAAAACAUUUACUUAUGUUUGUAACUACCAAACAAACAACACGUGUAUGCCACAUUUUAAUAGUAUUACCGGCAUCCCGUUAUAUAAAACGAAAGUAUCAAUACAUACGCUUCCGGCCCAAAUCAUAUAAUUUAUUUCGAAUUUAAUUCAGCAUCCGACAAAUAUGCAAUUAGGGUUUGGGUUUCUAACGUAAUCACACACAUAUAUCACCAUCUGAUCAUCAGAGCCUUUACGAGAUAUGUGAACCACGAAUUUUACCUACCACUACGUACUCCUAUUUAUUUUAUCAUGGAGGGGGCCAUACCAAACACAGUAACAUUUCAUCGAGAAACUCAACAAUCAACAUUAACUACGUACUAUGAAUGCUACUUAUCCUACCACCGACAUUUCAUUUCCUUUUCUGAAAUGAUAAUCAUCUUUUUUGGUUUAAAGUAUUCGAUUUCCUACUAAAAAUAGAUAACAAAUCUCCUGUUAAAUGAAAAUCUUAUAAUAGUUUUAACGAAAAAUAAUAUGCACAAACGAAGAAACAUGUCCUUUUACAAAAUCAUUACACUAACAUGGAAAUUAAUAUCUUGUUCUUUUGACCAAUUUCGAAAUAACAAAAAAUGUGGAAAACUCUAUCCAAUAUAUAAUAUGAUAUAUUUGUGUUACGUCAAACAUAUAAGAAAGUUCAACGAGAGAGAGAGAGAGAGAGUGUGUGUGUUACCAUUACCAACCAACCACCAUCACGAGCUUUAUACUUGCUCGGUGGUUCAUCCUCAGCCAUUCCAUUCUCCUAUUUAUCACUAUCUCUCAUCUCUCUCUCUCUCUUGUCUCCUUCAUUGUACUCUCCCACCAUGGCCAACACCGACCAGCCAACCACAGACUCACACGUAGCCGUCCUCGCUUUCCCCUUCGGCACUCACGCCGCUCCUCUCCUCUCCGUCACGCGCCGUCUCGCCUCCGCCUCUCCCUCAACACUCUUCUCCUUCUUCAACACCUCCCAAUCCAACUUCUCGUUAUUCCCCUCAGAUCUCCCAUCGAACAUCCGCGUCCACGACGUCGCCGACGGCGUCCCGGAGGGAUACGUGUUCUCCGGGAGACCACAGGAGGCGAUCGAGCUGUUUCUCGUAGCGGCGCUGGAGAGUUUCCGGGAAGCGAUCGCGUCGGCGGAGAAUGACGCCGGUAAGAAAGUGACGUGCAUGUUGACGGAUGCGUUCUUCUGGUUCGCGUCGGAUAUGGCGGCCGAGAUGAAGGCGACAUGGGUUGCGUUUUGGACAGCCGGACCAAACUCGCUGUCUGUUCAUCUCUACACAGAUCUCAUCAGACAAUCCGUACGUGUGAAUGAAGUAGAUGGGUGUAUGGAGGAGACACUAGGGUUUAUCUCUGGAAUGGAGAUGAUCAGAGUCAAAGACACACCGGAAGGAGUUGUGUUUGGGAACUUAGACUCUGUUUUUUCAGACACGUUGCAUAAAAUGGGUCUUGCUUUACCUCGUGCCGAUGCGGUUUUCAUCAAUUCAUUUGAAGAGCUAGAUAAUACACUGACGAAUAACCUCAAGUCGGAGUUCAAACGUUAUCUGAAUAUUGGUCCUCUCGCGUUGUUAUCAUCUACAUCUCAAGCGGAUGCACUAGUGGAAGAUCCUCACGGCUGUCUGGCUUGGAUCAAGAAGCAGAGGACUGGUUCUGUAGCGUACAUUAGCUUUGGUACAGUCAUGACACCGCCUCCCGGAGAGCUUGUGGCGAUAGCGGAAGGGUUGGAGUCGAGCAAAGUGCCGUUUGUUUGGUCGCUUAAGGAGAAGAACAUGGUUCAGUUACCAAAAGGGUUUCUGGAACGGACAAGAGAGCAAGGGAUAGUGGUUCCAUGGGCUCCGCAAGUGGAGCUGCUGAAACACGAAGCAACGGGUGUGUUUGUGACGCAUUGUGGAUGGAACUCCGUGUUGGAGAGUGUUUCCGGAGGUGUGCCGAUGAUUUGCAGGCCGUUCUUUGGGGAUCAGAGACUGAACGGAAGAGCGGUGGAGGCUGUGUGGGGGAUUGGAAUGACGAUUAUCGAUGGAGUCUUCACGAGAGAUGGUUUCGGGGAGUGUUUGGAUCGAGUUUUGGUUCAAGAUGAUGGUAAGAAGAUGAAGAGCAAUGCCGAGAAGCUUAGAGAACAAGCUCACGAAGCUGUCUCUGAGAAAGGAAGCUCCGUUGAGAAUUUCAAAGGAUUGUUGGAAGCAGUUGUGACCACUUUAAAUUAAAAACACAUUUUGUAUUAAUGGUAACAAUAAGAGUUAAAACAUUGUCAUGCACCUAAAACACGAAUCGAUUUAACAAAAACACUCAAAAAAGGUCAAACCAUGUAACUAGAGAAGCGCCCUAAGUUUCAAAUCAACAUUAACCAAAUUAAUUAACCAAACAAGACACUAAAGUUACCCCCAAAAGAUCUCUGUUUUCUUGGCUAUUCCAAUUCUCAAAGUCGAAUUAGGAAGCAGAGA
Molecule: messenger RNA, 2855 nt
Organism: Brassica napus (rape)
Lineage: Eukaryota; Viridiplantae; Streptophyta; Magnoliopsida; Brassicales; Brassicaceae
Product: flavonol 3-O-glucosyltransferase-like
Exons: 3
Coding region: 1239-2618 (459 amino acids)
Molecular function (GO): UDP-glycosyltransferase activity
Source: RefSeq, a predicted model, not a curated record